This is a messenger RNA of Macrobrachium nipponense, 1176 nucleotides long. RefSeq names its product carbonic anhydrase-related protein 10-like. The record is from RefSeq and is a predicted model, not a curated record. The transcript has 12 exons. Lineage: Eukaryota; Metazoa; Arthropoda; Malacostraca; Decapoda; Palaemonidae. The coding region runs from base 1 to 1176 and encodes 391 amino acids. Gene Ontology annotation, molecular function: carbonate dehydratase activity; zinc ion binding.
AUGCCCUUUAAGUCCAAGUUCAGCCCAGAACUUGCCAACAGCCUUGGCUGGAACUGGGAGAUGUGGUGGACGUAUGAUGGUAUAUCAGGACCCGAAUUCUGGGGCGUGAUCAACCCGGCGUGGGCGAUGUGCUCGCAAGGGCGUCGGCAGUCCCCAAUUAACCUGGACCCUAGGACGCUCCUGCACGACCCUAAUCUAACGUCUGUUUCUUUCGACAAAAAUUCCGUCAGAGGUGAACUCGUCAACACAGGUCACAGUCUCGAGUGGCGAAUCAUCCCUUCGCCUCAAAGGUCGUCCGUGAAUCUCUCAGGAGGUCCUCUGUCUUAUACCUACUCCGUCAGUCACCUCAAAUUGCACUUCGGAGAGAGAGAUUCUCAGGGAUCUGAACACACCAUUGCUAACUGUGCUUUCCCUGCAGAGGGCCCAGCCCCUUACGACGCUCCUGAUUGGCAGGAUGUCAGAGGUGAACUCGUCAACACAGGUCACAGUCUCGAGUGGCGAAUCAUCCCUUCGCCUCAAAGGUCGUCCGUGAAUCUGUCAGGAGGUCCUCUGUCUUAUACCUACUCCGUCAGUCACCUCAGAUUGCACUUCGGAGAGAGAGACUCUCAGGGAUCUGAACACACCAUUGCUAACUAUGCUUUCCCUGCAGAGCUGCAGAUCUACGGAUACAAUUCUCAUUUGUAUCACAAUUUUUCGCAAGCCGCCAGCCAGGUGUAUGGGGUUGUGGCUGUAGCCGUACUCAUACAGGUGGGCGACCGAACUUCUCCGGAAUUAUCUACAAUGUUAGAAGCGGUUCCAUCAGUCAAGUUUGGAGGCUCAGUGUCGGCGCCUUAUGACCUGAGGAUCAGCGAGUUGAUUCCAUCCACGGAGCAGUACUUUGACUACGACGGGUCACUCACCAUGCCAGGGUGCCACGAGACUGUUACUUGGAUAAUGCCAAAUAAACCCCUCUACGUCUCUUUUAACCAGAUGCGGAAUCUGCGCCGACUGAAGCAAGGGACUUCCGACUUCAGCCGCAACGCCCCAGUCGCCAACAACUUCCGGCCGAUACAGUCAGGGCAUCACCGAACCGUCAGAACGAACAUCGUCUUCGCGAGUGACGAAACCGAUGAGAGAUGUUCUAAAUCAGGAGCCGAAAUUCCACAGUAUAAAGCAAAGGAGUGGCAGCAUUCCUGA